Raphanus sativus (radish) is the source of this 692-nucleotide messenger RNA. Its product is annotated as flowering-promoting factor 1-like protein 1. Gene Ontology annotation, biological process: regulation of flower development; vegetative to reproductive phase transition of meristem. Bases 73 to 447 code for a protein of 124 amino acids. The transcript has a single exon. NCBI's taxonomy places the organism in Eukaryota, Viridiplantae, Streptophyta, Magnoliopsida, Brassicales, Brassicaceae. The record is from RefSeq and is a predicted model, not a curated record.
CACUGUGAAGAGCAAUCAGAACAAAAAAAACACACACACAAAACCCUAGCUCUUAAAACAUUUAUCAUCACAAUGUCUGGUGUGUGGGUGUUCAACAAGAACGGAGUGAUGAGGCUGGUUGAGAAUCCUUACAACAAUUCCGGAGGAGAUUGGUCGGAAUCGUCCUCCUCCGGUGGUAGCCAGCAGCAGAGGAUGAGGAGGAAGAUUCUUGUCCAUCUUCCGACCAGCGAGGUUGUCUCUUCGUACAAAUCACUUGAGAGGAUCUUGAAGAGUCUUGGAUGGGAACGGUACUACAACGGAGACAACGCCGAUCACCUCCUCCAAUUCCACAAGAGAACAUCGAUUGAUCUCAUCUCUCUCCCUCGUGACUUCUCGAAGUUUAACUCCAUUCAUAUGUAUGAUAUCGUUGUCAAGAACCCUAACGUCUUCCAUGUCCGAGACAUGUAGUAGUCGAUCAUUAAAACAAAAACAGCUGGGUCAAUUUGAUUAUCCAAUAAUCAUUCUCGCUGAUAUAUCUAGUAUAUAUUUUCAGGUUCUUGCUUUGUUUUAUUUGCUGUUGGGGGGUUUGUUCUGUGACUGCUUGGUCAUGUAUGGCGAGAGCCAUUUUAAUAACUUGUAUCAUUUUGUGAUUUGAAUGACUUGUAUCAUGUUGUCUCUCAAAUAUGAAAUAGUAAAGAAGGCACAUGGUAUUU